GGCCAGCAGCGAGAGAACAGCCACAGAAGGAAAGCGGGAAAGAGUCGGGAAGACCGACCAGGCAGCAAUUACGCUUUGGGGAUAAAACGAGGUGCGGAGAGCGGGCUGGGGCAUUUCUCCCCGAGAUGGCGGGUCUGACAGCGGCAGCCCUGCGGCCUGGAGUCCUGCUGCUCCUGCUGUCCAUCCUCCACCCCUCUCGGCCUGGAGGGGUCCCAGGGGCUGUUCCUGGCGGAGUUCCCGGUGGAGUCUAUUAUCCAGGGGCUGGUCUCGGAGGCCUGGGAGGAGGAGCACUGGGGCCUGGAGGCAAACCACUCAAGCCAGGUGUUGGAGGGCUCGCAGGUGGUGGCCUUGCAGCAGGACUCGGAACCUUCCCUGCCGGCACCUUCCCAGGGGCUCUGGUGCCCGGAGGAGCAGCUGGCGCUGCUGCAGCAUAUAAAGCUGCCAAAGCUGGUGCUGGGCUUGGGGGUAUUGCCGGAGUCGGUGGGGUCGGUGGCAUUGGUGGUGUUGGUGGCUUAGGAGUAUCUACAGGUGCCGUGGUGCCUCAGCCUGGAGCCGGGGUAGGAGUCGGAGCCGGAGCAAAACCUGGGAAAGUGCCCGGUGUGGGGCUUCCAGGUGUAUACCCAGGUGGCGUGCUCCCAGGCACAGGAGCUCGGUUCCCAGGUGUAGGGGUGCUCCCUGGGGUCCCCACUGGAACAGGAGUGAAGCCCAAGACCCCAGGUGGAGGCGGAGCUUUUGCCGGAAUCCCAGGGGUUGGACCAUUCGGGGGCCAGCAGCCUGGAGUCCCCUUGGGUUACCCCAUUAAGGCACCCAAGCUGCCAGGUGGCUAUGGACUGCCCUACACUACUGGGAAACUGCCCUAUGGCUAUGGGCCUGGAGGAGUGGCUGGUGCGGGAGCCAAGGCCGGCUACCCAACAGGGACAGGUGUUGGUGCCCAGGCUGCAGCAGCAGCAGCUAAAGCAGCAAAGUACGGUGCUGGAGGAGCUGGAGUCCUCCCUGGUGUUGGAGGGGCUGGCAUUCCUGGUGGGGCCGGUGCAAUUCCCGGGAUUGGAGGCAUUGCAGGAGCUGGGACUCCAGCUGCAGCUGCAGCUGCAGCUGCAGCUGCAAAGGCAGCAGCUAAGGCAGCCAAGUAUGGAGCUCCUGGAGGCUUAGUGCCUGGUGGGCCAGGCUUUGUCCCAGGAGCUGGUAUCCCAGGAGUUGGUGUCCCAGGAGCUGGCAUCCCAGGAGUUGGUGUCCCAGGAGCUGGCAUCCCAGGAGUUGGUGUCCCAGGAGCUGGCAUCCCAGGAGUUGGUGUCCCAGGUGCUGGGGUUCCAGGAGUUGGGGUUGUGUCACCAGCUGCAGCUGCCAAAGCAGCCAAAUAUGGAGUGGGAGUUGGAGGCCUUCCCACUUAUGGGGUUGGUGUCGGGGGGCUUCCUGGCUAUGGUGUUGGAGGUGUCCCCGGAGUUGGAGGUGUCCCUGGAGUCGGAGGUGUCCCCGGAGCUGGCCUUACCCCUGAAGCCCAGGCUGCAGCUGCUGCCAAAGCUGCCAAGUACGGUGCUGCAGGGGCAGCAGCCCUGGGAGGGCUGGUGCCAGGUGCAGUCCCAGGUGUGCCAGGUGCAGUCCCAGGUGUGCCAGGUGCAGUUCCAGGUGUGCCGGGCACAGGAGGAGUACCAGGAGCAGGGACCCCAGCAGCUGCAGCUGCCAAAGCUGCUGCCAAAGCUGCCCAGUUUGGGUUAGGGCCUGGUGUUGGUGUGGGUCCUGGUGUCGGCGUGGGUCCAGGUGUGGUUCCCGGCAUUGGCUUCGGUCCUGGCGGUGUUGCAGGAGUAGGGACCCCAGCUGCAGCCAAAUCUGCUGCUAAGGCCGCCGCCAAAGCCCAGCUCCGGGCCGCAGCUGGGCUUGAUGCUGGUGUUCCAGGAUUUGGAAUAGGUGCUGGUGUUCCGGGAUUUGGAGCUGGCGCUGGUGUUCCCGGCUUUGGGGCAGGUGCAGUACCUGGCUCCCUGGCCGCAGCUAAGGCAGCCAAAUAUGGAGCAGGAGUCCCCGGGGCUCUUGCUGGAGCAGGUGUUCCAGGUGGUGUGGCAGGAGCUGGACCUGCUGCUGCUGCUGCUGCUGCUGCUGCCAAAGCUGCUGCCAAAGCUGCCCAGUUUGGCCUGGGGGGAGUCGGUGGGCUCGGAGCUGGAGGACUGGGAGUCGGGGGACUUGGUGUGGUUCCUGGUGCUGGGGCCUUUGGAGGUGUUUCCCCAGCUGCAGCUGCUAAAGCAGCCAAAUAUGGUGCUGCUGGCCUUGGAGGUGUCCUAGGAGCUGCCAGGCAGUUCCCAGUUGGAGGAGUGGCAGCAAGACCUGGCUUUGGACUGUCUCCCAUUUUCCCAGGUGGCGGUGCCGGGGGCCUGGGAGUUGGUGGAAAACCCCCCAAGCCCUAUGGUGGGGCCCUAGGAGCCCUGGGAUACCAAGGUGGGGCCUGCCUGGGGAAGUCCUGUGGCCGGAAGAGAAAGUGAGCUUCCCCCGACCCCUGACUUGCGACCUCAUCAACUUUGGUGCUACUGCUUGGUGGAGAAUGUAAACCCUUUGUCACCCCACCCCAUGGCCCCCCAAUCCCCACCCCAGGAAGGAACGGGCAGGCCGGGCGGCCAUGGAAAUCCACAGGACAAGGAAACAAGAGAACAGUGGCCAAGGGCCCUGACUGGGAAACCCCCCACUUCAGAGGUGGGGGGUGGGCCUGGCCCCCUGUCCUGUCCCUUCCCCAUCCCACCCAGGAGCUCCCCCUCAACACACAGCCUCCAUCUCCAGGGGAACUUGGUGCUACAUGCCGGUGCUCCCAUCCUCCUGGGGGAGGGAGGAGGGUAGGGCAGCCCCUUGGGGAACCCCCUCCCUGGGGCUCCUUUGAAGAUGGUGCAGACACUUCUUGGGCAGUCCACUUCCCCCUGCCCACCAGGACCCACCCUUGCCUGGCUGCGGUCCAGUUGGUACCCAAGCACCUUAAGCCUCAAAGCUGGAUUCGGUCACAUCAUCCCUCCUCUUAAUGGUUCACCUCAUCCUCCCUCCCCAACUAAUUGCUGUUCCCUACAUCUGGGGCACCUUCAGGUGGGAAAACCACCCCCUGCUGGAAGUAACCCCCUUGCUCUUGUGGAGUCCGUCCACCCAUCCGCCCAUUCACCCAUCUGCCCAUCCGUCCAUCUGUCCAUCCAUCCAUCCUUGUCCCCAUUUGACUGCCCGUCACCACUAGCUGGCUGGGCACACCCGCCAUCAACCCCUCCAACCACUUCCCUCACUCUCGCCCAGGGUGUGCAGGGCUGUGGAGGGGGGCAGGCAUCUCUCCCUACCCGGGGUCUCCCCACACGCAGUACUGUAUCCCCAUCCCUCCCUCAAGCCACUGUCCUUCAGAGUGGCUCCAUCCCUGCCCCGCCAUCUCUUUGUGUCUCGCUGUGAUAGAUCAAUAAAUAUUUUAUUUUUUGUCCUGGA
This is a messenger RNA of Otolemur garnettii (small-eared galago), 3432 nucleotides long. It is a transcript of the gene ELN, whose product is annotated as elastin. Gene Ontology annotation, molecular function: extracellular matrix structural constituent. Lineage: Eukaryota; Metazoa; Chordata; Mammalia; Primates; Galagidae. The transcript has 37 exons. The record is from RefSeq and is a predicted model, not a curated record. Bases 126 to 2468 code for a protein of 780 amino acids.